Molecule: messenger RNA, 1495 nt
Organism: Blastocystis hominis
Lineage: Eukaryota; Bigyra; Opalinata; Blastocystidae
Exons: 3
Coding region: 1-1476 (491 amino acids)
Source: RefSeq, a predicted model, not a curated record
AUGUUUACUCCCAAGCUUCGUCAGACUUACCUUCAGCUGAAGGCUGCUGGAAAGGACUUCGAAGUGGUGUUCUGCAGCUUCGAUCGAAGCCAGAGAGACUUUGAGGAGUAUUUCGGAACCAUGCCUUGGUUGGCUGUUCCUUUUGAUCGAGAGGAUCUUCGUCAGUCUCUUGGAAACACGUUUGAUGUCUCUGGAAUUCCCACUUUGCUCUUGAUGGAUGAGUCGGGUGUGUAUAAUAGUGAUGGAAGAACCUCUGUUAUGAUGAAUCCUCAGGUUAUGGCUGAUUAUUCUAGCGUAUUUGGAGAAACUCUCCUCUCUAAGAACGGACCUGUUGAUGUUUCCACCCUUAAUGGAAAGAUGGUGGGUGUAUACUUCUCUGCUCAUUGGUGCGCCCCUUGCCGCCAGUUCACUCCUGUUCUUCGUAAGAUCUAUCUGAAUCUGAAGAAGGCUGGCCAACCUUUUGAGAUUGUUUUCUGCAGCAAGGAUAGCGAUCAGAAGGGAUUUGAUGAAUACUACGGAGCCAUGCCUUGGCUGGCGGUCGACUUCAAGAAUGCGGAGCUGCGCGAGACUCUGUCUCAGCUCUUCGCUGUGGAGGGAAUCCCCAGACUGGUUAUGCUCUCUCCCGAGGGUGUGCUGAACCCCAACGCCAAGGAUGACGUUCUGGCCAACGAGAACGGUUUCCCUUGGAAGCAGCCCACCGUGAAGGAGCUGGUUGCUCCCAACGUCCGCAAGGGCGACGAGCUGGUCGGCGAAGCCGCUGUGGCCGGCAAGUAUGUGGGUCUGUACUUCUCCGCCCACUGGUGCGGUCCUUGCAAGCUGUUCACUCCGCAGUUAAUCGAGGUGUACAAGAAGCUGCAGGAGGCUGGCCAGCCGUUCGAGGUGGUGUUCUGCUCUCUGGACAACGACGAGAAGGAGUACAAGGAGUACUACGGCUCGAUGCCGUGGAUGACGCUGGGCUACAACAGCCCGAUUGUGCAGAAGCUGAAGAACAUCCUCGGAUUCGAAGGAAUCCCCACGCUGGUGCUCUGCAACACCGAGAUGGAGCCCAUCACCGACGACGGUGUCAGCUCGGUCAAGUCGACGGGUGUGGAGGGAUUCCCCUGGCUGCCUUCGGCCGUGAAGGACCUCAAUGCCGAGCCCGAUGACAUCAAUGCUCGCCGAUGCUUGGUGGCGUUUAUGGACGGAGAUUGCUGCGAUGAUGCCAAGAAGGACGCUGUGGUGGAGACCCUGAACCAGAUUGCCGAGCAGAUCAUGGGCGAGGUGUCCAUCUUCUACGUGCGUGAGGCUGGUGAUGUGUCCACGCAGAUUCGUGGUAUGAUUCAGCAGACGGAGUGCCCUCUGCUGAGCAUUGUGGAUAUUCCGGAUGAGGGUGGUUACUACCUGGCGCCGUCGAACGAAUUGACCGCUGAGAAUAUUCUGUCGUUUGUGAACGGAGUCGUGAGCGGAUCGGUUGAGAGAAAGCAAAUGGUAGCUUAAAAUGCGCAAAUGAUUUCCU